CUUGUGUUGGAAUACAGCAGCAGCGGAGCAGCAGCAGCAGCAGCACCUGGACACCCAUCAUCUCUCUCUCUCUCUCUCUCUCUCCUCCUCUCCGAGACGAGGACAGGGUCAUCCUCCUGCUCUACCCUUCAUUCCUACGAUGAGUGUAAGCUAGCCGGACUGAACAGAAGACCCUUGAAUCCCACCUGCAGUCAUGAAUGGGGGAUUUAAUAUUUGGGCUAUAACUCCAGAGGAGAGAGGAAAACAUGAUAAACAGUUUGACUCUCUUACUCCUACACUGGGAUACGUGUCAGGAGAUCAAGCACGCAAGUUUUUUUUGCAGUCUGGGCUUCCUUCAUCAGUACUUGCUGAGAUAUGGGCGUUAGCUGACAUGGGCCGGGACGGAAAGAUGGACAGAUUGGAGUUCUCCAUCGCCAUGAAGCUGAUUAAGCUGCAGCUGCAGGGUCAGCCGCUGCCCUCCUCUCUGCCCAGUAUCAUGAAGCAGACGCCUGUCCCUGUAAUGCCAUCAGCUGCACGCUUCGGUAUGGGCUCGAUGCCUAACCUGUCUGUCAUGCCAGUGAUGCCCAUGCUCACGCCCAUGCCUCUGGGCUCCUCUGUGACCUCCAUGACCUCCGUGACCUCUAUGAACUCUUUGACCUCUAUGCCAGCUGUGCCCCCUAUGAUGCCUGGUGCACUGCCCAUGCCACUGAUUCCCGACUCCCUCAGUAUGCCAGCCUUACCCAACGGCACUGCUACUCUCCUCGCGCCAACACCAGCUGUCCCUCUCUCUACAGGCCUGAGUAAAUCUCACUCACUACUGGAUCUGGCGUCCAGCAGCUCUAAUUCCUCCUCCACCACCUCCCUGGCAAGCAACUCUCCCAAAACUGGUGCAUCUGAUUGGGCGGUGCCUCAGUCGUCCCGCCUAAAAUACCGCCAGCAGUUUAACAGCCUGGACAAACUGAUGAGCGGAUACCUAUCAGGUCCCCAGGUCAGAAAUGCCCUAACUGCCUCAAACCUCACACAGACGCAGCUGGCCACCAUAUGGACUUUAGCGGACAUCGAUCGUGAUGGUCAGUUGCGUGCAGAAGAAUUUAUUCUGGCUAUGCACCUGGUGGACAUGGCUAAAACUGGACACCCUUUACCUCUUUCACUACCUGCUGACCUAGUGCCGCCAUCUUUCAGAACAGUGAAGUCAUGUGACCUGCUGAACGGCUCCAUGCCUCUAAUCAGCACUGAGCUCAUCGAACCAGAACUUUCACAGAAGAGCAAGAGCAACGUGUCAUUUGAGGACAAGCUAAAGGAGAAUUUCCAGAAGGGCAGCAUGGAGCUGGAGAAGCGGCGGGUGGCGCUGCAGGAGGAGCAGCGGCGGGAGGAGGAGAGGAGGAGGGAGGAGGAGAGGAGAGAGGAGGAGAGGAGACAGCAGAGGGAGAGAGAGGAGCAGGAGCGGAGGGAGAGGGAGGCGCGUGAGCUGGCGCUGCGCAGGCAGAGAGAGGAGGAGCGACGGAUGGAGAUGCAGAGGGAGAUGGAGAGACAGAAGGAGGAGGAGAGGCUGAAGGAAUUGGAGCGGCAGGAGGCAGCAGAGCGACAGAGGCGGCUGGAGUGGGAGAGAAAGAAGAGGACAGAGCUCCAGGAUCAGAGAGAGAGAGAGCAGAGAGACAUUGAGAGACUCACAGCCAGGAAGAGGAGCCUGGAGCUGGAGCUGGAGGCUGUGGGUAAUAAGCACAAGCAGAUUUCCGACUGCCUCCGUGAGGCUCAAAGCAAGAGGCGGGUUCAGAGAGCAGAGCUGGAGCUCAUCAAUCAGAAGCGGGACGGUCGCAUUGCCGACAUCAACUCUCUGCAGCUACAGUUUGAGGAUGUUCAGAGGCAGCUGGGCAGUCUGGCCCCGGAGAAACUGAAACUAAGUGACAGACUGAGAGAACUCACCCAGACAAACACUACCUGUGCAGGAGUCAGUGAUGUGAAACAGAGCGUGUGUUCAAAGGAUCUGAGCUGCAGGAAGCUGAAGGAGCAGCUGGACGCUCUGGAGAGAGAGACUACAGCCAAGCUGUGCGAGAUGGAGCGCUACACCCGUGACAUGAAGUCAGUGGAAAUGGAUGACUGUGUGCUAAAGGGGCUUCUUUCUUUGUUGGGCUGUCUAACCAAUCUCUUCUUUCUAAUAAAGGAACUGAGGGAGAGGCAGUCGCAGCAGCAGACCGUGCUGGAGCAGCUGAGCAGAGUGAAAGCGGAGAAGGUGAAGGAGCUUCAGAGACGAAGACAAGAGCAGGAAGAGAAGAGGAGGAGAGAGGAAGAAGAAGCCAGACAGGCUAAGCUGGAGCAGGAGCGCUUGCAGAAGGAGGAAGCUGAGCGACAGAGGAAACUUGCCCAGGAGAGAGAAAAAGAGGAGAAAAGAAAAGCAGAAGAAAGAGAAAGGGAGGAGAGAAAAAGAGCAGAAGAGAGAGAAAAAGAAGAAAGGAGGAAAGCAGAGGAGAGAGAGAAAUAUGGCACAAAAGACGAAGGCGGAAUAAAGGCUGACAGCAGUGUGAAUACAGAUCUCCAGUCACAGCUCUCUGCGCUGUUCAGGAACACAGCCAAUGGAACCGGUGUGCAGCCUGUUUUAAAUGCUCAGGGGAAGCUGAACACCUACAGAGCUCUGUACCCCUUUACUGCCCGUAAUGCUGACGAACUCACGCUGGUGGCAGAUUGUCUUAUAGAGGUGGAUGAGUCUACGGUCAGGGAGCCUGGGUGGCUGUAUGGACACUAUGAAGGAAAGAGUGGCUGGUUUCCAGAGAGCUAUGCAGAGAAGAACAAUAAAGAUCAGGCUGAUCCUACAGCAGCUCACUCACACACCACAGUGCCCCCUGCUGACUACUCCAGGGUUGGCACAGUGGAAAGAACAUCUGCCAGAUUAAGGAUUCCCAGGGUGGAUAUAGAGGGUCCAACACCCACACACACUCCUGCAGCCACAUACACACAGCAUGUACAGGCUGUAGCUCUUUGCGAUUGGACAGCUAACACAGAGAGUCACCUGGGGUUCUCUAAAGAUGACAUCAUCACAGUUCUUGAACAGCAGGAGAACUGGUGGUAUGGAGAACUCAGAGAUAACCGAGGCUGGUUCCCCAAAACCCACGUCUCCAUGAUGACCACCAACAACACACACACUGAACCUUUAUAUUCCACGGUGGAUGAACUAGACCUCUCAGACUCAGGUCAACUUGAAGAGUAUGUGGCUCUUUACACGUAUGAGAGUCCGGAGUCAGGUGACCUGACGUUCCGGGCUGAGGACGUUGUCCUGGUAACAGAGAAGGAAGGGGAGUGGUGGAGAGGCAGCAUCGGUGACAAGUCAGGACUCUUCCCUUCCAACUACGUUAAACCCAAAGACUCUGACACUGCCAAAUCCAGUAAAAAGCCAGAGAUUGCCCAGGUAAUAGCAGCCUGCAUCGCCACAACACCAGAGCAAUUGAGCCUGACGACUGGUCAGCUGAUUCUCAUUCUGCAUAAAAACUCCUGCGGCUGGUGGCUGGGAGAACUACAGGCCCGUGGAAAGAAGCGUCAAAAGGGAUGGUUCAACUCUUCAAACACCAAACUGCUGGAGCCCAACAGUGGCAAAACUACCCCUGCUCCCCAGCCAUUGUGUCAGGUCAUCGCCAUGUACGACUACAAAGCAGCCAGCGAGGAUGAGAUGAGCUUCUUAAAGGGUCAGCUGAUUAAUGUCUUCAACAAGGAUGACUCUGAUUGGUGGAAAGGAGAGCUCAACGGGGUCACUGGCCUUUUCCCAACCAAUUACAUCAAAAUGACCACAGAGUCCGACCCCAGUCAACAAUGGUGUGCGGACCUCCUGAGCUUGGAUUCUAUGAGUUCAGAGGAGAGGAAGAGGCAGGGCUACAUCCACGAACUCAUUCACACUGAACACACCUAUCUACAGGACCUGGAGCUGGUGCUGGAGGUCUUCUACAAGCCAAUGACUGAGUCAGGUCGGUUAACUGAGGCAGAGAUGGGCGUGAUCUUUGUCAACUGGAGGGAGCUGAUUAUGUGCAACACCAAACUGCUCAAAGCUUUGCGUGUGCGUAAGAAGACAGCAGGUGAGAGGAUGCCAGUGCAGAUGAUUGGUGAUAUUCUUUCCUCGGAGCUUGCGCACAUGCAGGCCUACAUCCGCUUCUGCAGCUGUCAACUCAACGCCGCUGCGCUGCUGCAGCAGAAAACUGACGCAUCUCCAGACUUCAAACUCUUCCUAAAGAAAAUUGCCACUAAUUACCGUUGUAAAGGAAUGCCGCUGUCCAGCUUCCUGCUGAAGCCCAUGCAGAGGAUCACGCGCUACCCUCUGCUCAUCAGAAACAUUCUGGAGAACACUCCAGCAGGACAUGCAGAUCAGGCUAACCUGCGGGAGGCGCUGGACAGAGCAGAGGAGCUGUGCUCGCAGGUGAACGAGGGCGUGAGAGAGAAGGAAAACUCUGACAGGCUGGAGUGGAUUCAGAACCACGUGCAGUGUGAAGGAGUAAUUGAGCACCUGGUCUUUAACUCUCUCACCAACUGCCUGGGUCCCCGCAAACUGCUCCACAGCGGCCGAGUGUGGAAGACCAAGAGCAGCAAGGAGCUGUGGGCCUUCCUCUUCAGCGACUUCCUCCUCCUCACCUACACGGCCAAGCAGUUCUCCUCCAGCACCGACAAACUCUUCAGCCCCAAAUCCAACACCAUGUACAAAAUGUACAAAACGCCUGUGUUUCUGAAUGAAGUGCUGGUUAAAAUGCCAUCUGACCCAUCCAGUGAUGACCCCAUUUUUCACAUCUCUCACAUCGAUCGUGUAUACACACUCAAAGCCGACAGCAUCAGUGAGAGGACGACAUGGGUCCAGAGGAUCAAAGCAGCCUCAGAACACUUCAUAGAGACAGAGAAGCUGAAGAGAGAGAAGGCGUACCAAGCUCGCUCUCAGAAGACCAGCGGUAUUGGAAGAUUGUUGGUAACAGUUCAGGAGGCUGUGGAGCUGAAGCCCUGCAAGCCUAAUGGUAAGAGUAACCCGUACUGUGAGCUGUCUAUGGGAGCUCAGUGCUACACGUCUCGGCCUCAGAACGACACCGUUAACCCCAAGUGGAACUUCAACUGCCAGUUCUUCAUUAAAGAUCUGUACCAGGACGUCCUGUGCAUCACCAUCUUUGAGAGGGACCAGUUCUCUCCUGAUGACUUUCUGGGUCGUACAGAGGUUCCCGUUGCGACCAUAAAGAAGGAUCAGGAGGGGAAAGGGCCGCUGACUCGGAGGCUGCUGCUCCACGAGGUUCCCACUGGUGAGGUCAGAGUCCGCCUCGACCUGCAGCUUUAUGAGCAGGGGCCUCUCCUCUGACCUCUGACCUUCACCCAUUCCUCCUCAGACCUAAAACUCCCUCAGAUCAGACAAUUUCAGCCAGUGAUCUACUGAAAUCCAAUGAGUUAUUGCUGCUGAGCUGCAGAUUUCCAUUAGCUACACUAGAUGGCGCCAAAGAUAACGUGCCAAAGAUAAAUUGUUAAUGAGCAUUAUUGGGUGGAAAACUCCUCUCAGAACAGCUGCAGCAUUGUUAUGUUGCUUGUUAAGUUUUAAUAACUGUAUCAUGUUCUUCUACCUUUAUCAGUUAUGAUAUGAAAAUCAGCAAGUGUAUCCUUGCUUUCUAUUUGCUAAAUGUCAAUUUGAAUGAACGUUUAAACAGCAUUGAAACUUUAAUUUGCUGAGACAUGUUUAAACAAUUGCUGAAUGAAACAUUGUAGAAAAUCUAAUCUCUUUUUUCUUUGUUUUUAACUUAAUUCAUGAUGUCCAGCAAAUUCGUGGUAAGAAUAUUUUUGCCUGAAACCUAUAAGUGGUUUCUCGAGUUCUAUUUUAUUUGAUAAAUGAACAGAGUAAAAUGUAUUGUUGUAUUACUUUUUAUAUUGAUUGUUUUAUUGUUUUUAACUGCCAAACAUUGAACCUAUUUUUAAAUGGCAUUUCCUUUUUAUUCUAAAACAAGACAGGAUGUUGUUUGUCUGAUAAUGGAAUUUUCUGUGUGGUGCAUGAGCUCUAUAAGAAAAGUGAAGUGUGGAGGGUGUAUGCAUUUUAUCUGCUGGCAGAGUGGAAACAAGUCAACUUUCAGAUGUUAAGCCACUAUGAGGCAAGAGUCACUGCUUCUGAGUUUAUGAACCCUAAUCCUGUUCUUAAUUUAGAAUCUCAAUCUCAUUCUGUUCUCACUCUCCGCAGUUUACCAGUUACUCUUUAUAAAAGGUUAUUUUUAUUUCUUACGGCUAUAUUUAUGUACAACACAAUAGCUGAGCUUGGAGAAAAAACACACUGACUGAACAAUUCAAAAACUCUCAAAUAAAAGCAUUUGAGAACAUUAAAA
Molecule: messenger RNA, 6293 nt
Organism: Astyanax mexicanus (Mexican tetra)
Lineage: Eukaryota; Metazoa; Chordata; Actinopteri; Characiformes; Acestrorhamphidae
Gene: itsn2a
Product: intersectin 2a
Exons: 41
Coding region: 194-5290 (1698 amino acids)
Biological process (GO): positive regulation of Rho protein signal transduction; intracellular signal transduction
Molecular function (GO): DNA binding; guanyl-nucleotide exchange factor activity; calcium ion binding
Source: RefSeq, a predicted model, not a curated record